UCUGCUAUAAAUGGCGGUCAGAUCCAAAUGCUAUAGCAAUACAUAUCACUUCCAAAUACUCACACCAGAAAUUCCCACAAAUUGGAUUAGUUUGUAUUAUUACUCUUAAGCUUUGAUAAAGAUGAACAACAACAACAACAACAACAACAACACCGAAUCACGACCUCUGUACCCCACCUUAUACACAGUACCUGAAACAAAUCCUUUUCACGAAGAAGAAUCAUCACCCCCAUCUCAAAAAAAGCAAGAUACACAGCGUCAUGAAUUAGAUCCAUCAUCAUCCUCAUCUCCAAAAAAACAAGAUGCACAGCCUCAUGAAUUAGCUCCAUCAUCCUCAUCUCCACAACCGCGUGAUCAUGAAAAUGCAGAGAAAUGGGGUACUCAUGUCAUGGGGCAACCUGCUAUUCCCACAUGUCAUCCAGACAACAAGAAAGCAGCUUUAUGGGGUGCUGGUGAUGAAGCUCACAACCUCCAUCACCCUUACGUCCAGUUCGACCCAAUUGAAAAGUCAAGCAACAGCCCAAUGGAAUCCAUUCUCCAUAAGUUCAACUCUUGGAGCCGCAAGGCUGAAACCAUGGCCCACAACAUCUGGCACAACCUAAAAACCAACUCAUCUGUACAUGAGGCUGCGUGGGGAAAGAUGAACCUUACUGCUAAAGCAAUCACAGGAGGUGGGUUUGAAGCUUUCUACAAGCAGAUAUUCACUACCUAUCCAGAUGAGAAGCUGAAGAAGUCGUUUGCCUCUUAUCUUUCAACCUCAACUGGACCAGUUGCUGGAACUCUGUAUCUUUCCAAUAUUCAUGUAGCUUUCUGCAGUGACAGACCCUUGUCAUUCACUGCACCAUCUGGCCAGGAAACAUGGAGCUACUACAAGGUUAUUGUACCUUUGGGCAAGAUUGGCACCGUCAACCCUGUAACCAUGAAGGAUAAUCCAUCCGAAAAGUACAUCCAGAUUGUUACAGUUGAUGGGCAUGAUUUUUGGUUUAUGGGUUUCGUUAAUUAUGAUAAAGCAUCUAAGAAUCUCUCAGAAGGUAUCUCCAAUUUUGUAGUAUCUGGGAUAGCAGUAAAACCAGUGGAUGAAGGACAGAAAAGUGACUAUCAUUGCUGAAUUCUUCACUUUCCUUGAGGAAUUUCUCACUUGUGUACCUUUGUGUCUUUCUCUAGCGUGAAAGAGUACCGAUACUCAUUUCAGUAAUUUUUUUUUAUUUUCUUUUUGAUAAGAAGCAUUGGUUCAUAGAUUGUAAACUUUUUUGAAUAAGGACGUGCCUCUAUUGUCAUGCUUA
Messenger RNA from Quercus robur (English oak), 1283 nucleotides. RefSeq names its product GEM-like protein 5. The transcript is spliced from 3 exons. The record is from RefSeq and is a predicted model, not a curated record. The coding region runs from base 122 to 1108 and encodes 328 amino acids. NCBI's taxonomy places the organism in Eukaryota, Viridiplantae, Streptophyta, Magnoliopsida, Fagales, Fagaceae.